Messenger RNA from Brachypodium distachyon (stiff brome), 2568 nucleotides. RefSeq lists its product as uncharacterized. The record is from RefSeq and is a predicted model, not a curated record. NCBI's taxonomy places the organism in Eukaryota, Viridiplantae, Streptophyta, Magnoliopsida, Poales, Poaceae. The transcript has 5 exons. The coding region runs from base 293 to 2071 and encodes 592 amino acids.
CGGGCGCAAGCGCCGCCACCGAACGCGCCCCCGCCUGCAUCGCGGGCACCGCAGGCGCCUCUUCCCGGAUUCCCCUCCCUCCCUCCCUCCCUCCCUCGCGGAGACGACGCGGCCGCCCCCAAAUCCAGCGUUCCCCGUCCCGGCCCCUCCGCGCGCCGCUUCCACCCUCUCAAAUACGCUGCCGCGUCCACCUUCGUACACGCUCGGAGGAUCACCACUGCCCCGCGGUCCGGUCGGAUUGGAUUAAGACAGGCGGUUGGUUGUUUGGUUUGUUCCGGGCGCGGGGGCCUGGAUGAUGGGCGGUACGAGCACCAGCGGCGGGGGCCGGCGGCGGAGGUGGACGCAGCGGUCGUGCCGGACGGGGGGAGGCGGGGUCGUCAGGCGAACGGUGGCGGUGCCGGCGCCGGCCCACGAGGAGCGUGGCGCGAUUACCAAAGGGCUUACUCAUGUGGACAAGCAACAGCGUGUCUGUGGACUAUUAUCAGAUUCCAGAAGUAGCAGUGGAUGCACAACAAAAGAAUUCCUUUACUCAGACUUAUGUGAAUUUAAGCAUAAGAGAUCCAGCAGCAAUAUAUCCAAAUUGCCAAUAGCUUCACAAAGAAGCUCCUCUUCUUCGCCAAUAGAGAAUGAAGUCCCUAGAAAGAAGGUGUUGCUUCAUGCGAGCAGUAACGUUUCAGAUUAUUGGUUGCCCUAUCGGCUUAAAUUUCAUCGUGGAAAAGAAAUAAAUAGUGCAAAGCAAGCUCCUACACUAAAGAAAUCCAGUGGCAUGAAUAGUUUCAGUUAUCAAUUGGCUAGAAGUGCUGGAAAAUCUGAUUCUAUGAAGAUAGGUCCAUUAGAUGCCAAGUGUUCCCUUUCAGAGAAAAUGUCACUGUUAGGCCGAACGCAGCAUGGUCGUAGUCAUCUGAAUCAAAACUUCAUGGUUGCAUCAAAUCAGAGGCAUAAGAUUGCACAACAUGUAGAAGCAACCAACAUUUUAAGAAAGGAUAUUGUUCAAAAGCAGUCUGAUGCUUCAACAGGAAGACACUGGCAAACUUUGUUGGAUAAUGCAUUAGUCCGAAGGAGUUUGCAGCUACCAAAUCCAAAUGAAGAAUCAUCGGAACUAUGGAGCUGUACAAACAGUGAAUCUGAUAAGGCCGUAUGCUUUUCCUCGAGUGACAGCAUUGAUGGUUUGCAAGUAUCUUUUUCCAGUGACACUAGUGAAACGAGUGACAACUCCAAAUUAUCCAGUGAUCAAUGGAGGAUGACCUUCAAUAAGGUACACUGUCCACUUGCUGCACGCAUAAAUUCUGUGUCCCUAACUACCUGCAAAGAGAUCGAGCAUCCAAGCCCGGUAUCUGUCCUUGAACCUCUAGCUGAAGAUUUCUCUGAUGCUGAAAAUGUCAAGCAAGAUACAGCAGAUCCUCACGAUCCCCAGCUAAGACCUGAGCUAGUGAAUUUUCCAUCAGUAAAAACUGUUGCUGAGGUAGGACCAAUGGGUGGAUUUGAUGAUUACUUAUGCUGUGAGAUGGAGGCUGGUGAAAAUGCUGAAACCAUACAGCUGGUUGAGGAAAUCCAUGAAGAAUUUGAAGAUGAAGAGGAAAGAGACUUUUCCUACUUGUUGGAUAUACUAAUUUCUUCAGGUAUUCAUGGCACCGAGGAGGAUCAGAUGUACAAGGUGUGCCAGUCUCUUGAUUGUCCUACUGGCUAUGAUGUGUUUGACAAGCUUGAAAGCAAAUACAUGAAAGUUGCUCAAUGGUCAAGGUCAGACAGGAAGCUUACUUUUGAUAUGGUGAACUCCAUACUGUCAGAAAUUCUCGCCCCUUGUUUGGACAUGCACCCUUGGGUAACUACUGCUAGGAAUAUGGCACCCGUUUGGGGCUCAGAGGGGCUCUUGGAGAAAGUACUGCAGAUAUUGGUUCGGAGACAAGAAGAACUUGCACUGUGUGUGCGAGAGCCUAAGGCCGAGAAGAAAGUAUUUGAUCACAAGUGGCCAGACUUAGCAGACUACAUCGACAGGGCUGGGAGGGAUGUUGAGAAAAUGAUAAAAGAUGAUCUUUUGGAAGAGCUGGUUCUGGAUUUGUUGUCCAGUUAGGUGAAAAGCUAUUUGUGGAGCUUCUAUUAGGUUUCCAGGACCCAAGUAGGUUCCAAAUUGCUGUAGGACCUUGCUUUUGUGCUAGGUUAGGUCGACAAUUGGUUAUAUUGUUUCUUUGGUCCUUAAAGUCAAGUUUUUUUUUGGUCAAAGCAGUGGUUGAUACUCUUUUUGGCUGAGUCGCCACGCUUGUUCCAGGUGCUGUAUUUAUUUGAGAAGGUGCUUGUUAUGGUGUAUAGAUUAUGAGGGCAAGUGUUAGAUUCUAUUAGAUUAGGUGAGGAGCAUAGUUAAAAUUCAUUUUUAGCAAGAAAGAAAAGCAGAAUGUGUAAGGCAAGAAGCCGGGCCAUUUCCCUUUUGUUGGAUUUUGUCAGUUGUACCGAGUCAUUUGAAAUCUGUAAAUCAGGGCGAUUAUAGUCAUGUAAACCUUUAUUAUUGUCAUUGGUAGAAGAAUUGAUAAAAGAUUGUUGAAACUUGUACACUUCCUGUGUUUGAGAAAAAAA